Molecule: messenger RNA, 1649 nt
Organism: Alosa sapidissima (American shad)
Lineage: Eukaryota; Metazoa; Chordata; Actinopteri; Clupeiformes; Clupeidae
Gene: fahd2a
Product: fumarylacetoacetate hydrolase domain containing 2A
Exons: 8
Coding region: 156-1127 (323 amino acids)
Molecular function (GO): hydro-lyase activity
Source: RefSeq, a predicted model, not a curated record
CCUACUCCUCGUUCAAAGUCCUGUUAACAGUCGUUGGACGUGCAUUGAAUAUACAUAUUCAAAUUACUGAACAUCAAGUCUGUCGCAUAGUCUACUACAACUUAGUGAAUAUUUCAAUAUAGCACAAGGUUGAGCAGACCGAAAGACUUCAGCAGAUGAUACUUCCUUGUGGCUACUUGCUCGGUUUCAGGCGAGUCGGUGCAGUGUGUUUGACAGCUACAGGCAGGGGUCGGCGGGGCAUGUGCAGCGCGGUGGGCAUGAGACUGGUGCAGUUCUGUCGCCACGGAGAUGGCAAUGGUGUGCGGGUCGGAGUGGAGCAAGCAGAAGGACAGGGGGUCAUCGACCUCAAGGCCUUUGACCCCUCUAUGCCCACUACCAUGAGAGAGUUUCUGGAGAUGGGCGAGAAGGGCAUGGAAUGUGCACAAAGGGCGCUCUCCAGCGGUCAGUGUGUUGUUGCGCGGUCGGAGCUGAAGCUGCUGUCACCGGUGACGGCCCCGGAGAAGGUGGUGUGUGUGGGCAUGAACUACAGGGACCACUGCCUGGAGCAGAACGCCCCCAUCCCGGCAGAGCCCAUCGUCUUCAGCAAGUUCCCCAGCGCCAUCACCGGCCCCCACGACGACAUCCUGUUACCUGAAGAGAGCCAGGAGGUGGACUGGGAGGUGGAGCUGGCUUUCGUGGUUGGACGCAAAGGGAAACACAUCAAGGAGGAGGAUGCUCUCUCCCACGUGGCGGGGUUCACAGUGGCCAACGAUGUCAGCGCCCGUGAUUGGCAGAUGCGGAGGAAUGGGAAGCAGUGGCUGCUGGGAAAAACCUUUGACUCGUUCUGUCCGCUGGGACCGGCCCUGGUCACCACGGGAAGUGUAAAAGAUGUCCACAAGCUGGGUAUUCGGUGUCUGGUCAAUGGUGCAGUGGUCCAGGACAGCAACACUGACCAGAUGAUCUUCAGGACGGAGAAACUAGUGGCUUGGGUCUCCCAGUUUGUGACGUUGGUCCCAGGCGAUGUGUUUCUGACCGGUACUCCCCCAGGUGUGGGAGUGUUCCGGAAGCCGCCGGUGUUCCUUAAGAAGGGGGACGUGGUGGAGUGCCAGAUCGACGAGAUUGGGGCCAUCCGUAACACGGUGGUGUGACAGGACCUUUCUGCGGCAUGCCGCACCGAGCUGAUUUAAAAGUGCCAUUAUCUCAAUACUGCCCCGUUAGUUUUUUACUGCGCACGUAGAGGCUGUUUUUUUUUUUGGGGGGGGGGGAGGGGAGGGAGUGUACAGAGAGUAUUUACAACAGUAAAAUGACUUGACUGUGUCACAUUCAGACAUUGUAGGUUGUGUUGAAAAAUGAUUUCUUUAUCCACAGAUUGUCGCUGGAGGCUAAAGUUGCAACUCUUUAUCAUGUAAUGCACAUGAAAGGUAUGCCUUUAAAUCUGAUGGAAGAGCUCUCAAAGACUGGCUCCACAGCUAGGAAAUAGAUAUAAUCAUUAAUCAAAAACUGAGCUGACCUUUGGUCCAUUUGUUGCGGUAUUGUGAAGAUGUCCAACAUGUUGAUGGCAUGGUCAAGGCCACAGAGAAAGCCAUGUCAUUGCCACUUUGUGAUCUGUGCAUUCCUUUACUCUACACGUCACAACUUUAACUGAUAAUAAACGAUAACCAUUGUUUGGA